Messenger RNA from Syngnathoides biaculeatus (alligator pipefish), 1991 nucleotides. RefSeq names its product NEDD4 binding protein 2-like 2 (gene n4bp2l2). Bases 481 to 1782 code for a protein of 433 amino acids. Gene Ontology annotation, molecular function: transcription corepressor activity. The transcript has 6 exons. Lineage: Eukaryota; Metazoa; Chordata; Actinopteri; Syngnathiformes; Syngnathidae. Gene Ontology annotation, biological process: negative regulation of transcription by RNA polymerase II. Gene Ontology annotation, cellular component: nucleus. The record is from RefSeq and is a predicted model, not a curated record.
CAGCAAAGGUUUUAUAUGAAUGCUACUUUCACAAUGUUGUGCGGCAUGAUCUAGUGAACCUACCAAUCAUGGUGAGGUGUAUGGCUUUCAACGGUGUGACAUCAACCAGGCUUGAUGCAAGCAGAGAAACAUUUUUUCAUUGAAAGUGACAGCAGUGUUGCCACGACGAGUUUUAUUUGUAAUUUUGCACAUAACUUGUUUACACCAGCUUAGAAAGAGAUAUUUUCCUUUAGGGUUGUCCCAUUAGGGAUUGCCACAGCGCAUCCAAAAACUUUUUUUUAAUGAAGGAAUGAAUGAAAAACAUGCAGUGUCACCUGGCAGCCUCUUGGUGUCGCGGUACUCGCCAUUCAACCUACGCUCACAACGUGAAUGCGAUCUGACGUCACAUCCGUAAACACGGAAUUAGCUUUAGCAAUGUGGCGGGCAGCCGUCUUUGUUCCCGUUCUUUCGUUUUUGUUUUAUUUAAUCACGUAAAUCGAGAUGUCUCAAGCGGUGUCCUCAUGCGUCCAAAACCCUACCGAUCCGCCGCUCGACAAUGAAAGAAGUUCCCCUGAAAGCAAAGCCGUCGUCAGGGAAACUACAGAUGUCCAACGUGUUUUAAAGGAGGUGGGAAUCACCAGCACCGCCUUCAUUGGUCCCGCCUGCCCUCCAGUGAAGAACCUUGACGACUCCCUGAGUGAGUUUUACAAAGAGCUCCAAGCCAUUGACGGGCAAGCUGAGAGUGAAACGGACGCUUUUGGCCAACCGGAAACGUCAUCAACAAGCGAACCUCCGGAAAACCCUCCCAAAGAUGAGGAUGCGCUUAAACCGUUAGAAAAACUUCCUCAGGCUGAUGACGUAAACAGACCUCCCAAAAAACACCACUUUUGGUCACACUGGUACAAAAACCAGCCAUAUUCCACGCCAAGGCCUGACAACUUAACUUCUCAGAAUCAUUUUCCGUAUUAUCCCCCGCCGAGCUCCCACGAGCCCCCAGAUCACAGACCCUUCCGCGGAUUCCGCCAGCCUCCUUUCCAAAAUCCGCCCCGUUUUCCUCCGCCUCGCUACGGGCGUCCCACCAGCGACGAGCACUAUCCGCCUCAAUUCCCACCGUUCGCCAGAUUCCCAGCGCCCCCUCAUCACAACCAUCACAGCAGGACUUAUGAUGAUGAUGAUGAUGAUGGUCGUGGCGGUUAUGAUGAUGGUUGGUCCUGGGACGCGCCGCCAUUUCAUUUUAACGAAGACGAAUCCCAGCGAGAGCUUUGCCACGGACACUUUGAGGAAUCUCCACCUUUGGUGCUCAUCCUCAUGAGAGGACUACCGGGCUCGGGCAAAACCACAAUGGCGAGGGAGUUGUUGAUGUCCGGUCCCAGCGGCCUCAUCCUCAGCACAGACGACUACUUUGCCCAGAAUUGCGGAUACCGCUACGAUCCGGGCCUUCUCGGGGAGGCGCACAAGUGGAACCACAGAAGAGCUAGCGACGCCAUGCGCGACUGCCGCUCUCCGGUCAUCAUCGACAACACCAACCUGCAGGCCUGGGAGAUGAAGCCUUACGUCCAAAUGGCGCUAUACAGGGGAUACCGAGUGGACUUUUGUGAACCGAACACCAGCUGGAAGUAUGAUCCCUGCGAACUGGAGAAGAGGAACAAGCACGGCGUGCCUCAGGAGAAGAUCGCGCAGAUGCUGGACCGCUUUUCGUACCCCAUCUCGGUGGACGCGGUGUUGAGUUCGCAGGAGCCGCAACACGUUCAGCAGCGGUGCCAAACUGAGGCAAGGGAAGACGGGGCCUUCAUCAAAUACUAAAACCAGGAUUUCACUGAAAACUGUGUUUUUUUUUUUUUUUUUAAAGACACUCAUUUCCUUUUUAAAACAAGUGUUUUUGUACAGAUUUUUUAAAUCGAAGUUAUUUUUAUGAAAUUAAUUGUCUUGUAUUUGUUCAAAACAACCUGACUCUAGCUCGAUUUUUUUUCAAUGAAAAAAAGAUUAAAGUCAGUCACUUUGUUGUCACUGUU